This is a messenger RNA of Brassica rapa (field mustard), 6215 nucleotides long. RefSeq lists its product as uncharacterized. NCBI's taxonomy places the organism in Eukaryota, Viridiplantae, Streptophyta, Magnoliopsida, Brassicales, Brassicaceae. The record is from RefSeq and is a predicted model, not a curated record.
CAAAGGACAAAACUACAAAUUUUUUUUUUUUGCUAACCGAGUAUCCUGGCCCCACCGAGGUGGUCCAGACUAGAGACCGAAGUGAGCAAGGACGCUGCCAGGGCGUCACCAUGUGGCUCACCGUGUAACGGUCUUCGGUCUCGGAUGCUGCAGCCCAUAUGUAAAUUUUGCAGUGGCCAAGGCUCGAACCCAGGGGCGGGCACUCCAGCUGGAGCUCCUAUACCACUAGACAAAACUACAAAUUACUACAAGGUCCUCUUUUACCAAUUAAAAGCUUAAUAUAACUUCUUCUUUUUGGAGAAAAAAGCUCAGUAUAACUUAUAACCUUUUUAUUCAAGAAUAAAUUGUUAAGCGGCAAGGACAAAAAACUUCAAAUGUAUUUUUUCCUCGGCGACAAAAAGAAAAUGUGUUUCUAUUUCUUUUACUGGAAAUUUAUAUUACUUAUUUUUGGUAAAGAGACUUAUACUAAUAUUCAAUUGUUAUUAGAUAGAACAAAGGGAGACAUGAAGCGUGCGAACACGACAAUACACAAAUAGUUUCAGAUCGGCUUCGGUCGGUUGGUCAUCUCUAUUUCUCUAUAUAUCAAUCGCCAACUCAUUAGCUUACACCAUUCAAUCUCUCAUAAUAUUUUGAACCCUUUCGUCUCCAUAUAUUUUUGUAACCAACAUUUAUUCGAUUAUAUUCAACUUCAACACAAGACUAAAAGAUGAGAACGCUUUGUCCUAAUUUUGACAGAGAAGACGGUUUAGAGACAGUGUUGGAAGUUCCGAUGCCGGAGGAGUUAUUUUGUUCCGAGAACAACAAGACUGGCUCUUGGAGAAGUGUCAAGACUAGUUUUCUCAGGUCAUCGCCGGAUAACAAUAGCAGCCUCUCCACUCUUUUCGGUGGCCAUGACGCUCAGAUUCAGAUGCUUCUUGGAAUCGUCGGAGCUCCGUUGAUCCCUCUUCCUUUCUCUUCCGAUCAUGAUGUUCUUGACCAUCCCAUGCCCAAACUCAUCAAAAAUCAAUCUAUCGAAGCAGCCAUGGCGAAGUACAUAGUAAAGCAAUACACUGCAGCAUCUGGAGGAGAUCUAGCAUUGGAUAGAGUAGAGAGUAUGUAUGCCAUGGGAAAGGUUAAAAUGGGAGUGACCGAGUUCUGUGCAGCGAAACCCCUAAUUGGAAAGAGGAAGAAGAAGAUGGUGAGGAUCAAAAAUCUCAACAACGGAAACGGAGGAGAGAUGGGCGGUUUCGUGUUAUGGAAGAAAGGAUCGAGACAAUGGAGUUUAGAGCUUGUGGUUUCCGGUUGUAAAGUCAGUGCUGGUUGUGAUGGUAACGUAGAUUGGAAGCAAAGUCCUUGGCUCGCACAUUCUAAUGAACCUUCUGGGCCUCUCAGAAGGUUUCUUCAAGGGCUUGAUCCUAAAACCACAGCAAAUAUGUUUGCUGGAUCGGUUUGCGUGGGAGAAAAGGUGGUUAACGAUGAAGAAUGCUUCGUGCUUAAGCUCGAGACACAGACUUCAGGGCUGAAAUCAAGAAGCAAGAACGGUAUGGAGACAGUAAAGCAUACCGUAUGGGGCUGUUUUAGUCAAAGAACAGGACUUUUGGUCCAGCUAGAGGACACUUAUCUCGUGCGGAUCAAGAUUGGUCUUGAUGAAGAAGAUGUGGUCCUAUGGGAAACUACUUCUGAGACAAUGAUCCAAGAUUAUAAGAGCGUUGAUGGGAUUCAGAUUGCUCACAGAGGAAAGACACAAGUAUCGUUAUUGAGGCUUGAUGAGAGCUUAGAGAGUCAUUCAAAGACUACAAUGGAAGAGAGUUGGGAGAUUGAAGAAGUGGGGUUUAAUGUGAAGGGUUUGUCUUCCGAUUUCUUCUUGCCUCCAGGUGACUUGUGUACCAAGGAAAAUGAAGAAAGUGGGUUUAACUUCGGAGAUUUUAGUAGUCCAAUGAUGAUUCCAUUGAAAGUUAGCAAAGAUUCGUGGAAACUCAAUUCCUCUAAAGUCACAGCUAUUGAAGAUUUUGAGGGAUAAAAGAUGAAGACGUUUCAAAAGGUUUUUCAGUUGUAAACUGAUCUUCAUAUUCUGUGUUUGUAAAUAUGUGAAAAGUUUAGGAGAAAAGUGCUUGUAUAUAAUAUUAUGAAGCAUAGCUAGCAAGCAAGCCUUUUUCCUUCAAUCUUGUUUAUGUAAUUUUACAUUUUUCCCUCUUAUCACUAGUUGAAUUUUACAAUAAAGAUUUGUUUUCUUGUCAUAAAACCUACCACUAGAUCUCUCUUAAAUGUCGAAGGUAUUUUAUGCUCGUCACAAAGAAAUUGUAGAAAUUUAGCAGCCAAUGAAUUGGGUUAAAGGCACAUAUUCAAGUAAGGUAAGUUGAAUUAAGGCCAGCUAUACCUUUUUGGGUUUUGCUAAUGCAUUAAAUUUUUUAACUUAUCUGGUUUGGCAGCAACGGGGAUUUAUAAUUUGGAUGCAGAUAUGGCCCAGAUAAUUAAGCGUCCAUAAGCAAAAAAAAAUUGUUGGCCUAUUAUCUUAUAAUGUAUGAAAAUACUAAAAAUGUAACUACCGAUUCCGAACUUUAUCCCCUAAAAUAUCUUAAUACUAGGGGUUAGCCCGCCCUACGGGCAGAUAAAUUUACAAUAAAAUUAUUUACAUUAAAAUGCAUUUUAAUUUUAUAAAAAAUUUAAAGUUACUUUAAAUUAAAUCUAAUAAAUAUAAUUUGUUUUCUAAGAUCAUAUUGUAAAUUUUAUUUUUUUACAUUUAACAUUUAACGUUGAAAAAUUGUUAUAAUUUGUUUUCUAAGAUCAUACUUUAUUUGUUAUUUGCGUUUUUAAAAAAUUGUAAGUUGGUAAUGCAAGUUUGCAUUUUGAAUUGAUAUGUGUGCACACAGCUCGGCCCAAUUCAAAGAGAAACUCCAAAAAUUAGCAGCAAAGAACAUGUACACGAUCUGUUGAGUGGGUUAAUGAGUGUUUUCUAAGAUCAUAUUUAAAAUGAAUUUAAGAUCACACUUUUAUUUUGCACACAUGAGUGAAUUAAUGAAGUAAAAGAUUGAAAAUAACAAAGGAAAAUAUUGAGAAUUUAAAAUGAAUAAACCUCUUCCAGCUUUGCUCAACAAUUAACAUCUCUAAUUGUAAAUAUAACAAAAUCAUAAAACAUAUCAAUCUAUUCUAUUAAAAGGGAAGCAGUCUUGAAAAAUCUACUUUUACAAGAUUACUGCACCAUUUCAUUUAACUAAUAGUAUAUUGGUCUACUUAUUAUUUCGCCUGCUAUCUAUGUUACCAUAUAUUACUCUAACCAUAAUUUAUUCUCUUUCCAUAUAUUACUCUAACCAUAAUUAAUUCUCUUUUAGUCCAUAUAAAAUCACAUAUGUUUUAGUCUAUAUAUAUAAAAUCAUACGUGUUUUAUAAACGGACAAAUUGGCUUAUAGUUUUCAAUUUCAGAUUGGACCUAUAUUAUUAAUGUUUCAAACGGACCUAUAUAACAUACGGACCUUAUACGAGUUUUAUAAACACAAUCUUAUAUAUUAAUGUUUCCUAAUACAGAAUGCUGCCAUGUGAAAAAAAAAGAGAAGAUGUAUAUAUCAAAAUGUCGUAGUUGGUAUAACUUAUAGUACACGAAAAAUAAAAAAAAAUGCUUCUUCAAUAUAUCAAUCUCAUUCAUAUUACAGUCAUGACAAUAUUAUUGAGUUAGAACACUAUAAGACUGGCCCGAUUAAACCACCUUAUUCAUCUCAAAAUCUAAUAUACAAACUAUCUAUACCACCUUAUUCAUCUCAAAAUCUAAUAUACAAGCUAUCUAUACCAAACCAAACCAUUUUUGCGUAUACUUGGUAUGAUUCAAACAGUCUUAUAAUGUUGGUAUAGCUAAAUAUUUGACAAAAAUUCAAAUUUUAAACUUUGCUAUGUUAUUGCUUAAAUUGCUACCAACUAUCUAAAAAAACUCAAUUUAAAUGUAUUGUGCAAAUCUUUUUGUUAACAAUAUAUUGUAGAUACAAUAUUCAAUAACAAAAUCCGGAAAUAUUUAUUGUAGAUACGAUAUUUAAUAACAAAAUCCGGAAAUAUUUAUAUUGCUUCGUCUACAAAUUUUAUUUAAUAUCAUAAUUAGUUAUUAUUUUCCUUAAUACUUACAGAAUUUUCGCUAACCUACUUUAAUUGGAUUAGCAUUAUCUUCUAAAAAUUAAAAAAAAGUAUAUUUUAAUUACAAUAUACUCGCAUAAUAUUCCUUAUUCCAUAAAGUAACAUAUUUUAUCAAAUCUUUAAAAUAUUGUGACCUACAUUUGCGUACCUCAUGAUAACAUAUAAAUCAUAAUCACUUUAAACUUUAAAAAUCUAUAUAAACACAAAAUAAUAAUCUAUGUAAACUUUGGUUUUAGCCGGAAAAAAAUCUGCGCUUUCUAAGCGCGGGUCAAAAUCUAGUUACAUAAUUAAAUGGACGAAACAGUUAGCAAUAUGGUAGCAGCCCAAAAAGGAGGCACACCACAAAGCAAGAUGAUUGGAAUAGUCCCUUCACUCCAAACAUCGAUUUCAUUUCCGUAACUUUGUCUUGAUACUUUAGGAUCAUCAUAGCACUUUCUAUUGUAUUCUUGUAAAUUAUCUGUAAGAAUAAUCAGAAGACUAUCAACUAAAAUAGCAUAACUUAUUUGACAAUGUAAUAUUUUAUUAAGCAAACAAUUAUGAACACUAAAACUCACAGAGCCACUAUGUACUAAAUGAGAUCAGAUUCAUAAGUUACAUAAUAGAGUGUCUACUGUCCACUACCAAAUUUCAAUCAGGUGAGGACAUCGUAUGAGCCUCCAACAAUCUGUUAAAGUUCCUACAACAUAACAGUUUUCUGUAUUUCUGUAUAUUCAAAUGAUUUUGGAUCAACUUACAGAGCAUUGUAUGCAUUGAGCUACACGUGCCUUUAAUAUAAAGCAGAGGUAUACGUUAACAUUCCACUGAUAAAUAAGAAACAUAAGGAGAAGGGAAUAUUUGGUGAUUACGUUAACAUUCCACUUUAAGGAAUAUUUGUUGUAUUAAUUUGGUGAUUAUGUUAAUCUAGCGAUUACAAACAGUAUGAUAAAAACUAAAAUUUCCAGUCAAUACACUGAACCAAACUAAAUAUAACUCUUCAAUCAUAUUUUCUUCACACAUGUAAUAUAAAUUAUACAUCUCUCAAUUACAUUAUUUUUAAAAACUUAUUUACAAAUAUCAUCUUUAUAAAGGGAAAAGGUUUUUGACAAUGUGGUUUUUACUCUACUGAUAUAGCUCAAUUGUCUUCUUCUUCUUUUUUUAAUAAAAGGCUUAGCUCAAUUGUCUUUCAAUCGCAAAUUGUCUGUACAUGUAUUCAUCAAAUUGAGAUGAUGGAAUUAAAACUUUGUUUCUAAAGUUGAUCUCAUUGUUUUUAACGUAUGCCUAGAGUUAUUUUGAACAAUAGAAUAGAAAAAAAUGUUACUUUAUCCCGUUAAUAUACAAUAUCCCAUUUCUUCACACAUGUUGUAACACUAAAAACUGAAAAGGUAAAAAAUAAACUCAAAUCUAAUAUAAUUAGAAAUGUUUUCUGAAUAAAACUGUAAAUGGAAAAUUUACUUCCUAGUGAGAUCAUUCUUCUCAAAGAUGAAAGGUGAUUUCGUUCACAUAGUUGUUAAAAGGAGGUGCAUUGUCUUCUUAAUAAUAUAAUAGCUAUAUUUCAUGUUACAGUGUCUAUUUUGGUCAUCAACGAUUCAACAUUAUUAUUCCCCAACCCGAUUAGACCCAUAAGAUUAGAUUUUCUUUCUUUGGUGUUUCUCAUUGCGGAUGAAUUUUACAUUAAAAAGUUGAGUAAUUUUUGUUUCCAAUCUAUAUAGACAUUACAUUUUAAUCUCAGAUCUUGGUGUUUAUAGAAAAAAGCAUCCAAUUAACUUUACAUGAGGCAGUUUCUAAUAUGCUUUACCAUGAAUCGUCAACUUAAAACUGAUAUACAAAGUCAGAAACUAACAAAUAGUCAACUGAAAAGGAAACACAGUAUCAAAUGUAUACUACUGCCAAAACAUCAGUAAAAGAAGACUGCAGCAAAAACAUCAGAAGCAAUAGAGUUUAAAGAUAGAUAGAAUAGUUAGAACUCUAAAAUUAUUGACUGUAGAAAAGAAACAAAAAUACAGAGCAGAGUGCAGAAGAAAAUGGCUGUAGGCUUUUCACAAAGGUUUUGCUGCAACAUUCACAAACGUCAACCCAAAUGCUCUGAGACCGAAUAAUUUUUGUUUGAAACCAGGUUGCCUGAUGAAGUGUUUGUACAUAAU